Messenger RNA from Cornus florida, 2478 nucleotides. Its product is annotated as transcription factor MYC2-like. The transcript has a single exon. Gene Ontology annotation, biological process: regulation of DNA-templated transcription. Lineage: Eukaryota; Viridiplantae; Streptophyta; Magnoliopsida; Cornales; Cornaceae. Gene Ontology annotation, cellular component: nucleus. The coding region runs from base 165 to 2138 and encodes 657 amino acids. Gene Ontology annotation, molecular function: DNA-binding transcription factor activity; transcription cis-regulatory region binding; protein dimerization activity. The record is from RefSeq and is a predicted model, not a curated record.
AAAUCAUCCAAUCUCCUCCCCCUCACUUCCCCAUUCUCCCUCCCUUCCUUUCCCCCACGCCAGCCGCUUUCUCUCUCUAGAAAAUCCCUUCAACCAACACUCACUUUCUCUCACUAAAAAAAAGUUUACUCUGUGUGUAAACUGGAUAGUGGGUUGCUGGGUAUAUGGGAAUGACGGACUAUCGAUUACCAACGAUGAAUCUGUGGACGGACGACAACGCGUCGAUGAUGGAGGCUUUCACGACCUCCGAUCUGACGUCGUUUUGGCCUCCACCUCCUACGUCAUCCUCUGUUUCGACGUCCAACAACACUCCUGAUCUCCCCAAAACUGUAAACCAAUCACCACCGUCCGUUUCGCAAUUCAAUCAAGAGAGCCUUCAACAGCGUCUUCAAGCCCUGAUCGAAGGCGCUCGGGAGAGCUGGACCUACGCGAUCUUCUGGCAAUCCUCUGUUCUCGAUUACUCUGCUUCGCCGGUUCUGGGUUGGGGCGAUGGGUACUACAAAGGCGAGCCCAAGCGCAAAACGGCGUCGUCCUCGUCGACGGCGGAGCAAGAGCACCGGAAAAAGGUGCUCCGGGAGCUCAAUUCGCUCAUCGCCGGCUCCUCUGCUUCGCCGGACGAAGCUGUUGACGAAGAAGUUUCCGAUACUGAGUGGUUCUUUCUGGUGUCGAUGACUCAGUCGUUCGCUAAUGGAAGUGCUCUUCCGGGCCAGGCUUUCUUCAAUUCGGCUCCGAUUUGGGUCGCCGGAGGCGACCGACUCGCCGCCUCACCCUGCGAGCGAGGUCGGCAGGGACGGGUGUUUGGGUUGCAGACCAUGGUGUGUAUACCUUCUGCAAAUGGUGUAGUCGAGUUGGGUUCGACGGAAUUGUUAUUACAGUCGUCGGAUCUGAUGAACAAGGCUAGGGUUUUGUUCAAUUUCAAUAAAAUCGAAAUGGGUUCUUGGCCGAUGGCGGCGGAUCACGGCGGCGACAACGAUCCGUCGACGAUUUACAUCAUUGAUCCGUCGUCUUCGGCGAAUACCACACCCUCCACAACAAUUCCGAUUAACAAUCACCAAUUGUCAAAGCCAAUUGUAUUUGAAAACCCUAGUUCGAGUACUUUGUCUGAAAACCCUAGCUCAGUUCAAAUUAACAGUCACCAAUCACACCAAUCUCACACACAGCACCAGCAACAAACACACAGCUUUUUCACCAGGGAAUUGAAUUUCUCUGAAUUGGAGUUUGACGGAAUCAACCUUAGGAAUGGGAAUUCACAUUUGUGCAAGCCUGAGUCAGGGGAGAUAUUGAAUUUUGGGGAGAGUAAGAGAAGUUCUUGCAGUGGAAAUGGAAAUCCCUUUUCGGGUCAUUCACAAUUGGGGGUAGUAGAGGAGAACAGUAAGAAGAGGUCACCAACAUCCCGUGGUAGCAACGAUGAGGGGAUGCUAUCCUUUACUUCGGGGGUGAUCUUGCCCUCUUCCACCGUGGUGAGGUCAAGUGCCGGUGGUGAUUCCGACCACUCCGAUCUUGAGGCCUCUGUGGUCCGUCCUGCAGAUAGCAGUAGAGUUAUAGACCCCGAAAAGAGGCCUAGAAAGCGUGGUAGAAAACCCGCGAAUGGAAGAGAGGAGCCAUUGAAUCAUGUUGAAGCUGAGAGGCAGAGGAGGGAGAAGCUCAACCAGAGGUUCUACGCCCUUCGUGCAGUGGUGCCCAAUGUCUCGAAAAUGGACAAAGCAUCCCUACUCGGCGACGCCAUUGCAUACAUCAAUGAGCUGAAAUCGAAGCUUCAAACUGUGGAAUCCGAUAAGAAGGAAGUGUGGAGUCAAGUGGAGUCACUGAAGAAGGAACUGGCUAGUAAAGAAUCGCGGGGUUCAGCUCAUCCUCCUCCUCUUGAUCAAGAUCUCAAAUUGUCGAAUCACAAGUUGAUAGAUAUGGACAUUGAUGUGAAGAUCAUAGGUUGGGACGCGAUGAUUCGAAUCCAGUGCAGUAAGAAGAACCACCCGGCAGCCAGGCUAAUGUGUGCCCUGAUGGAGCUUGAACUAGAAGUGCACCAUGCCAGUGUGUCUGUGGUGAAUGAUUUGAUGAUCCAACAAGCCACCGUGAAGAUGGGAAGUCGGAUCUACACUCAAAAUGAGCUCCGGAUGGUCUUAUCGUCCAAAUUUGCAUAAGCAUUCCACGGAUGCAGCACUGCAAAAGCUCGUACCGGGACAUUUUCAGGCUCCCUGUACCAAGCUUUGUAACAUAGGUUGUUUCAAAUUGGUCUUUAUUUAAAAUUUUAGUAUAGUAUGAGUUUUUGGAGGAGAUUAGAACUAAAAAGCCGAGUGAAUUCGGCGUUUUUACCCCUUAUUUUUUGAUCUUUUGAUCUUUUGUCUACUUCAGUGUAUAUAACCUGUAUUUUCGGAUGAAUUUCUGGGCUUAUUGUGUUAUUGUUAAUUGGAGGUCAUAAGUUGCCUGUUCUUCUGUAUGUAAAAUUUACAUUGAGCUAUGCAACUUGUAUAUUUUGUUUUA